Molecule: messenger RNA, 16629 nt
Organism: Paramuricea clavata
Lineage: Eukaryota; Metazoa; Cnidaria; Anthozoa; Malacalcyonacea; Plexauridae
Source: the annotation of a GenBank genome assembly
UUUAUUAAAACUCCCACAACUACGUUCAUCUACCGAUACUAAAGGUUUACGGCGUCUUUAUGAUCAAAUCGAAGCACACGUGAGAGGGCUAAAAUCGUUAGACGUGCCAGACACGGAAUACGGAGCGUUGUUAUUACCGAUUUUAAUCGGCAAAAUACCCGACGAAAUACGCAUUUUACUCGGUCGCAAAAUGACAGGCGAAUCAUGGAAUUUGAAUACGUUACUUGAGAAUUUUCGCGAGGAAUUGGAAAACCGGGAAAGAUGCGAAGGAAUUCAAGCUUUAUCCUUUAGAGACGGUCGAAAUUUCAACGAACAACGAGGAGGGAGAAAAUAUUCGAACACGCCAUUUACGGCAGCAGCGCUAAUGACGGGGAAGACAACUAUUAACUGUUCGUUUUGUCAACAAGAACAUACGUCAGCUAGUUGUUUUGUUGUUACGGAUAUCGAAGCAAGAAAACAGAUCUUACGAAAGCAAGGACGAUGUUUUUUGUGUCUCAAACGAAAUCAUAUUGCUCGGGAUUCCGAAUCAAGGUAUAUGUGCAAAUAUUGCUCGGGAAAGCAUCAUGUUAGUCUGUGUAAUAAUAAUUCGAGACAGUCCUUAGCAACAAAUUCGAGACAGUCCUUAGCAACAAAUUCGAGACAGUCCUUAGCAACGAGACAAGAAUCAAAUUCCAGACAGCAAUUAGGAAAUGUACAAGAUAGUCUAGCCAUAGCUAAAGAACAAACAACACAAUCAAGGGACACGAAAGACACAGGAAACACGAAAGAGACCAGAAAUUAUCACGCAUGUUUACAAGAUUCAGUCUUAUUACAAACAGCCAAGGCGAAAGUUGGCGUUGGAAACAAGAAGUUGACCACUGAGGUAAGAGUUAUUUUUGAUUCGGGCAGCCAGAGAAGUUAUUUAACCCAACGAGUGCGAAAUAAGUUGCAAUUGCCCACAGGAAGUACAAAAUCUUUACGAAUAAAAACAUUCGGAGAAUGCGAAACUGAACUAACUGCUUCUUGUGAGACAGUGAACUUAGCAGUUGGGGACAUUACUGGUAGAACUAGAACACAAGUAGAAGCAUUUGUCGUGCCAGUGAUUUGUGCACCGCUAGGAAAUCAAGAAAUUGACCGAGCCCAAGUAGAGUACAAACAUUUGAGUGACUUAAACUUAGCUGAUAAUAAUGAAGGGGACGGUGUAGCAGAGAUAGAUUUAUUAAUUGGAGCUGAUCAAAUCGGUAAAUUUUUCACUGGCAAGAUAAGACGGGGGGAGAAUGCCAAUAGUCCAAUCGCAAGCGAAACAAUCCUGGGAUGGGUUUUGUCAGGCCCAAUGCCAUCAAGAAAGAAAACUACUCUGUCUUCUGUGAACUUUGUUUCAACUCAUGUAUUGAGAGUAGCAGCCGAAUUGCCAAGUGUGGAGAAUGAAAAACAACCUGAGGAGUUAUUACAUCGUCUGUGGGAUUUAGAGUCAAUUGGUAUAACAGACAAAGAGACGGUGCAUGAGUCAUUUGAAAGAAACGUAUCUUUUGAGAAGGGUAGAUAUCACGUUAAAUUACCCUUGAAAGAAAAACAUGAUAUUUUACCGGACAAUUAUGAUUUAAGUCUAGCACGAUUAGACUCGCAAGUGAAACGUUUAAGGCAAGAACCCAGUCUAUUUGAGGAAUACAACCAGAUAUUUAAAGAACAAUUAAGUCAAGGAAUUGUUGAAAAGGUUGAAGAUCAAAAUGAAGACUCAGUACCAGGCACUACACACUAUCUCCCACACCAAGCAGUGGUACGAAAAGAUGCAACCACUACAAAGGUGCGAGUUGUUUACGAUGCCAGUGCGAAAGUUAAACCAAAGUGCCCAUCUCUGAAUGAUUGCGUUCACACUGGACCAUCUCUGGCUACAGAUAUUCUAAAGGUUCUUUUGGGUUUUCGAGGACGAAGAAUUGGAAUGGUUGCAGAUAUUGAGAAGGCAUUUCUCAAUGUUGCUAUUGAUGAGGAACAAAAGGACAUGAUGCGUUUCUUGUGGAUUGAUGACAUAAACAAGGAAAAUCCAUAUGUUGAAGUCUACCGCUUCUGUAGGGUUAUUUUUGGCAUGAAGUGCUCUCCAUUUCUCCUGAACGCAACAUUACGUCACCACAUUACGAAUUACUAUUAUGAUGACCCUAGCUGUGCAGAAAGGAUUCUUUCUGAGCUUUACGUUGAUGAUUGGUCAGGAGGAGGAGAAUCCACGGAUGAUGCAUAUAUAAUGUAUCGACAGAUGAAAUCUUGUUUCGCAGCGGGCAAUUUUAAUCUGCGGAAAUGGGCUACCAAUAGUCCAGUAUUGAUGCCUCAGAUUCAGAAUGAUGAGGAAGUAUUAAAGUCACUAACCACAGAGUAUUUGAACAACACCGGUGAAAGUUCAUAUGCUAAAGAGUCGAUUGGCGGUCUGGAAGAAAUAGAAACCCCGAAGGAACAUAAGAUGCUUGGGAUGAAUUGGGAUACUGACAGUGAUACUUUUGUUUUAAAGUUAGCAAAAGUUGUUCAAUUUGCAAGAAAUUUAGAGCCGUCAAAACGGAACGUUUUAAAGAUAGCAGCAAAACUGUUUGAUCCACUCGGACUUCUCUCGCCAGUUACUGUCUUGCUGAGAAUGCUUCUACAAGAAUUGUGUGCAGCUAAGUAUGAAUGGGAUGCAGUCAUAUCAGAAUCCAAUCAGAAGGUGCUCGAGAAAUGGAUUGAUGAUUUAGAGACGGUGAGUUCUAUAGUUGUACCUAGAUAUUACUUUUUGGCAGAGGAGAGGCAUCCUGAAAGUGUGACUCUUCACGGAUUUGGAGAUGCUUCCCAAAAAGCUUGUUGUGCUGUCAUUUAUAUAUGCAUGGAAACAGACAGUGGCCGCACAACAAAUCUUGUUGCCUCGAAAAGUAGAGUCACCCCAUUAGCACCAAUGUCUAUCCCUCGACUUGAGUUAAUAGCAGCAUUGAUAUUAGCACGUCUCAUGUCAGUUAAAGAGACUCUAAGCAAAAUCUUUAACAUCACGGAGACCACUUGUUGGACGGACAGCUCCACUGUCCUUCACUGGAUUAAGGGUAAGAAGGAUUAUAAACAAUUUGUACAAAACAGAAUCGACGAAAUUCUACGAUUAACUGAUUCAGAAACUUGGAGAUUUUGCCCAGGUUUAGAAAACCCAGCGGAUAUUGGUUCUCGUGGACAGAAGGCCUCAGAACUAGCACAAAAUGAUUUAUGGUGGAAAGGCCCGCAAUGGUUAACACUUGAUCCCUCUGCAUACCCAAAUCGUGAGUUUGCACAAAGUGAUGUAGAACUCUCCGAAGAGUGCAUGAAAGAAUGUCGCGUUAAAUUACCUACCAAGGGGAAUACCACAGUGGUUAAUGUGACAAAUGUUAGUGAAACACAUCCACCAGAAACAGUCGGUUCAACAAAAAUCUCAGAGAUAAUAGACCACAAGUCUUACAGUAGCGUAACCAAGUUGUUUCGUGUUACAGCGUGGGUUAAGAGAUUCAUUAGAAAUCUCAAAACGAAGAAAGCCUGUGGUAAAAUUGAUCCAUUGUUAAAGCCAAAUACACUCACUAUUGAGGAAAUUGAUGAUGCAGAGAAAAUUUGGAUCAGAGAAAUACAGGAACAUGUGAAGAAACAGAAGAAUUACCAAGAUCUGACCAACCAACUCGGACUUUAUGCAGAUAAAGAUCACAUUAUCAGAUGUAAAGGAAGAAUGGAAAAUGCAUCUACUGACGUGGAAACAAGGAGCCCAAUUCUCUUGCCGAGAGAUCACAGCAUUUCUCAAUUGAUCGUGGAGUCCUGUCACAAGAAAGUCAAGCAUGGAGGAAUAAAAGAGACACUAACAGAGUUAAGGAGUAAAUAUUGGAUUCCAAAAGGUCGUCAAUUGGUGAGAUACAUUCUUAACCGAUGUGUAAAGUGUAGGAAAGUCCAUAGUGUACCAUUUAAACCGGUUAAACAAGCCAGUUUACCAGAACAUAGAGUCAAGGAAACAGCAGCCUUUACACAUGUGGGGGUCGAUUUUGCUGGACCUUUGUUUGUAAAAACUAGCGACCCUAAAAAGCAGAUGAAGAAGACAUAUAUAUGUCUAUUCACAUGUUCUACCUCAAGAGCUCUACAUUUGGAACUAGUACAUGACUUAUCAACUACAGCUUUUAUUCGAUGUUUAAGACGUUUUAUAGCAAGGAGAGGAACUCCAGUAUCCAUUACAUCGGAUAACGCUAAGACCUUUAAAAAGGCAGAUAAGGAACUUGCGGAAUUGUUCAAAGAUAAGAAACUGGAAGAGUUCUUGACAACUGUUAGGAUCAAAUGGAACUUCAUAUUGGAACGUGCCCCAUGGUGGGGUGGAUACUAUGAACGUAUGGUACAGUUAGUUAAGAGGAGUCUACGUAAAAUACUCGGAAAUGCGAGAUUAACAUUUGAAGAGUUAACCACGGUGUUGACAGAAGUUGAGGGAUCACUCAAUUCUCGCCCAUUGACUUACGUAUAUUCGGAAUUGUCUGAUGGAGAACCAUUGACACCAUCACAUCUCGUAAUCGGAAGGCGGAUAUCAACAUUACCAGAUCCAGAGGAAUUUAGUGACAGUGAGGAAGAUAGUAAUGCAAUUGUACGGAGACAACGAUACUUGAGUCAAUUGUUGCAGCACUUCUGGAAGAGAUGGAACAAGGAGUACUUAGCUGAUCUACGGGAAUUUCAUCGAAAUAUUACAUAUACCAACAAUACGGUUCGGGAAGUAGAAGUUGGGGAAGUAGUUCUUGUGCAAGGAGAAGGUCUACCUAGGAGUCAAUGGAAGAUCGGUAGAGUUGAAGCUUUGCUUAAAAGUAAAGACGGUGAAGUACGAGGUGUAAAGUUACGAGCGUUGAAUAAGAAAGGGAAACCAAUCGUAUUACGACGUCCAAUUCAAAAACUUGUGCCAUUAGAGAUCAAGGAAGAAAGAAAAAACGAGGACAGUAAGGAGUCAAAACAAGAUGCAGACAUUCAGAACGAAGAAAAACCAACAAGACAAAGGAGAAUAGCGGCAAUAAACGCAGACUUGAAAAGACAGUCCAUGAUUGACCAGUUGUGACUGGUCAAGGGGGGAGUGUGAGAUAUUGUUUAUUAAUAGACAUUUAUAAAUAGGACAUUACGCACGCGUCAUAGGGGCGUGGACUAUAAGACAAUAGGUUGUUGUUUUGGGGAUUUUUACGUUGAAGAAUCGAACUAAUGAACUAGAGUCUAGAUUCGAAUUGAUAUUAAUGAGAAAGUCUUACUACGGAAUAUAAUGCAUCUAAUUGAGCAGUCUAAAAUAUAUUACACACUGUACAUGACCCACAUUUCAAAUCCAGUCUUAAUAUUGGUAAUAACACUGGGAGCGAUUAGUUAAUUGAUAGUCGAAAAUUUGGGGUAAAUUUUCUCUCCAAAGGAAUGCCUGUGUAUUGACAAGCACGAUUAUCAGUUGUAAAGUUCAUAUACGUUACGAACAUUUGCUUUUUGGAUAACAGUUAUAAGGGCAGAACAAAAGGUCGUGCGUAAAAAUGAAGCUGGCAUAAAGGCCCAUUUACACGAUACGAUUAGUUGUAUACGAUUGUCAUUCUGACGAAUGAAAACGAGUGCUAAUGCCACGUUUAUAUUGCUCAUUCGCUGAUGGCGAAAUGUGAAAUGUGACGUUUGUACGCGUGUUUAUUCGAUCACAUUACGCCAGAAUAGGAAUCGUAUACAACUAAUCGUACCGUCACAGAAUAGGAAGUUAUACCAGAAGCGUAACUCUAGUCGUUUCCCUUAUUGUUUGACGUCCACGAAAAUUUUAACUCGCUCACGUCAGGCCACGCCAUCCUGACUAGUACAGCCGGAAGUUUUUAUCAGGAUUUGGUAGGUACAAAGUGCCGGUUGUACUAGCCAGGAUGGCGUGAUUGAUGACGAAUCGCUUGUAAAAACGCGGACAAAUAUUUGCUCGAGUUACGCUUCUGGUAUAACUUCCUAUUCUGUGGUACCGUGUAAAUGGGCCUUGACAGAUCCUCGUAACAUGCAAUUAGGGACAGUAAACCAAGAGACUGCUACAUCAUUGAUGACUAUCAAAUUACUAAAAUCUUCAUGCACUUAUACUGUACUCCCUUUUCCCAGAUUGAUGUGAUUGUGUAACGUUCUUAAGCAUGCAAAGAUUGAUUAAGAUGUAAUUUCAUUUUAUCCAGGGUCUUAGCUAGAGGGCCAUGUUGGCCGUGUUAUCACGGGCAAAAAUGGAAAAACACGGCUAGAUAUAAUGAACGCGGCUUCAUUAUUUGUAUAAGGCCGGGUAGGUUCAAAAAAUGAGGUGUUACGGACAUAAUUUCUUCCUAUAAAUAUGUCGUAAAAAAGUUUGUAAAAUCUACUGUAGUUGUUGAAAUUGGCAAAACUUAUCCGUGAUGUUUUAAUGUUUGGACGAUGGAUAUGGUGUUACUGUAAAAUGGUUUUAAAUACCCCCAAGAGUUGCUGAUUGAAAGAACUUAAUUCUUUAAUGUCAGUGCGAAAUAUGAGCGUAUGCUCGCCUUGUAUUUGGUUCCAAAGCAUAGAACAACCACAGGCAUUGUCUGUUGGCUAGGUAUAAAUAGAACCGUGAAUUUGGCCAUUCAAGGUACCGGUUAUUGACAUGUGCAUACCUUGGUCAUUUAGAAACACGCCCAAGAUCUAAAAUCCUAGCUAAGACCUUGCUUUUAUCCCCUUAGACUAACAAAGAUUCGUCAGGUGAACCUAAUGUAAGUAUUUUUAGAGAUUUAAUUAGCUAGCUACAGAAAAUUAAACCAUCUUUCCAUGAAAGCCUACUGUAGUAAGGGUCAUCCCUUAUAAACCAGUAUUUAGUUUGUCUUGCCAUAAUCUAGCCUCCUGCGCAGACGUUGUUAGUGGCCGAGGCCCCCCACCUAACGUCUGCUCACAUUCGCUAUACAUUUGACUUCCCGGCAAUUAACCAGUCACAAUCAUGUACACGAUAAUUGGAACAUCAACCAUCACUGUCCUUCAACGCAUGGGCUAUUUAUAUCAACAAGUCUGCAGUAUUCUUAAAUUUGAAAGUUUUAAUGCGUAUGAGAAGAAGGCUUUCAUUCCAUUGUAAACGAAAAGCAGGAUGUUUUCGUCAAUCUCACAACUGGAGUCAAUGCUGAGAGCGAUGAAGAAGCGAAGGCAUUGGAAGAAGGGAAAUAUUCUGUAUUAUAUGGCACACCAGGCAGAGUCAUAAUUUGUUGAAGACAAAGUGUACAGCAGAAUCGUUAGUGCUUUGGCUAUAAAUGCAUGAAGCUCAUGUCUGUAUGUAUUAUAAUAAAUCCUAAACAUAUAUGUGUUUGCAUUUGUUAUUCUCAAAGCCACAGGAAUCGAUCGGCUUUGAUAAUUUUAAUAGUCGUUAUUUUAUAUUGUCUUGAAUUUUUCUUUUUAUACGUUGCCUCGUAUUAUGGCUAUUAAUAUCUAUUGCAUGUAGUACUAGCAAGUUUAUAUGAGCCAUUCUAAUUAAUAUAUAUACCCCAACCAUCUGAUGCAAACCCUUCAUAAUUGAAAGUCUCAUAUGAUAACUUGCAUGCUAGUACUACUUGCAAUAAAUAAUACGAGGUAAUGUAUAAAAAGACAAAUUCAAUGUAUUAAACAACGACUAUUAAAAUGCCCGAUUGAUUCCUGUGGCUUUGAGAAUUACAAAAGCGAACACAUUUUUAGAAUUUAUUAUAAUACAUACCAUUCUUUAAUCAUAUCAGCUUCAUGCAUCAAUAGCCAAAGCACAAACCAUUUUGUUAUACACUUUGUUGUUAAUAAAGCAUUCGUCUCCACCGUUCUGUCUUCAACAAUGACUCUGCCUGUGCCAUAUAAUACAGAAUAUUUCCCUUCUUCCAUUCCAAUGCCUUCGCUUCUUCAUCGCUCUCGAUUCCACUUAAUAAUGACACAGCACUGACUCCUAGCUUGACGUGUAGUUUUUUUUUACUUGAUUUCGCAUUGCUUUUCGAAGACAUAUCGUCUAUAUUUCUCUUUCGACACACUUUAAAUAAUUAAUAGAUUAAAAUCAUGUUAUAUACAAAUAAAAAACUUUUUACAAUGUUUACAAUUUGUUUAAAUAUGUAAAUCCAAAUAUUACAUCGAAUAGCUUAGGUAACUGCCUGAUAAAUAAGUAAUUUCCUGCGCCAGUUGUGAGAUUGAUGAAAACAUCCUUUUCGUUUACAAUGGAAUGAAGGCCUUCUUCUGAUACGCGCAGUAUUAAAACUUUCGAUUUUAAAAAUACUACAGACUUGUUGAUAUAAAUAGCCCAUGCGUGUGAAAGUCAGUGAAGGUCGAUGUUCCAAUUAUCGUGUACUUGAUUGUGAUUGGUUAAUUGCCAGGAAGUCAAAUGCAAGGAUGCAAAUUACUGUCGGAUAUUCGACUAAAUUUGGCAAAUGUCCGAGGGGUAGGGGUUUGCGAACACAUAUAAUUUGCCUAAAGCUAUAAAGCUGAAUAAAUAUAAGAAAGAAGUUAACUGGUAAAAUGACAACCACAAAUUUUCGCCAUGCUUUUUAGCCAAUCAAAUUGCUUCGUUUGCUGUCCGGUUUUUCACGAUACGGACCGCUCAACCGGACCGCUGCGGAUUUUAAACUUAAAGUAAACAAAAUAAAUUAUACUUUCUAGUGUUUGAAAUUAAGAAGCAAAAAUAUGUAUAGCGAUUACGAAAGCCACAGGAAAACAACGAAAUUUGGAAUGAAGGGGAAUUUUUUAACUCCAAAAACGGUGCCACAAGGCACACAUAGUUGAGUUCGUGCCUCACUGAAAAGUUGAGUUCGAAGUUAUAUGGAGAGAAUUGUAGAUGUAUUAUUAAUAAAAGAUAAACUUUGAGAUAAAAUUCGUUCUUCGAAAACAGUUUGUGGUUGUCAUUUUACCGAGAACUUCUUUCUUAUAUUUAUUCAGUUUAUAGGCAAAUUACAAGUGUUCGCAAUGGUCUGGCAAACAACGAAUUCGAUUAAAUUUGCACAUUUCAGCGUUAUAUCUUCAUUUCAGCGUUGUAUCUUCAUUUCAGCGUUUUAUCCCCAUUUCAGCGUUUUAUCCCCAUUUCAGCGUUUUAUCCCCAUUUCAGCGUUUUAUCCCCAUUUCAGUGUUUUAUCCCCAUUUCAGCGUUUUAUCCUCAUUUCAGUUUCCGCGUUCAGUUUCCGUUUUGUCCGCGAUUCAGUUUCAGCGCUUUAUCCCCACCCAAUGUCCGAGCAACUUUUGCUCGGGAUCACAUAAUCAGAUAAAUUUUUUUGUUGUGACAAAAUCCGAUUGCAAAUUCACUCGAUCAAUUUGCAUUUUGCAAUAAAACUUACGAGGCGUUCUAGCAUUUACUUUACAGUUUACUUAACGUUGCGCCGGAAUGGCAUACAUACUUGUCUUGUGACUUACAGUAUAUAUGUCUUGUGACUUAUAUAUAUAUCUAUAUGUCCGACUAAAUUUAGUUAUGUUGGUUUUUGUCCGACAAAAUUCAAGUUAUGUCCGACCAAAUUAAAAUUAAAUGUGAGAAGUGAAGACCAAAAAUUUCCGAAUGACGAAAAAGAUUCCGAAUAUUUCAUGGCAUGCGAAGCCACGAAGGUGUAUGCUAUCCGGGAAAUGAAGACGCAAUUUACAAACAAAAACACGCAUAUUUUACGCAGACAUAUUACAGAAGUAGGCAGUACUGUGGGAAGCCUUUUUAUUGGAGGUGGGACUGAAAACGAAGGCCCGAGGAAAUUUUUAAAUUUAGAGUCUCUGAAAUGCCAUUUCCUGGAUUUUGGGGAAGAUUUGACAGAAUUCUGAUGGUCAGAAAACAGCGUUUUAGUAUGUCGUAAUUUACAAUUUGCUUACAAUUUAGUAGCGAAGGCCUAUUUCAUUAACUAUAUAUUGGAAAAUUUGCAGGAAAGUAUGAGUAAUAUGAUUUUUUGCAGUAUGUCAUGGAUAAUGUAGCCGCUUAAAAUUAAUCAACUGUCAAUAUUUUAAAGGUAUAUUAUUUGGUAAAGGUCUGCAUGAUUUUGAAAAAAGAAUAAUUUUUAUCAAAUUAUUGAGAGGCUGCAACCCCCCCCCCCUCCCCAGUUGCUGGCCUUGAGAAGAAAAAAAGAACCCGAAAAUAUUUACCGAUUUACCACUUGUUAAAUGUUAUCCAUGUAAAUGCCAUGAUUUCGUAAAUCAUUUUAAACUACUGACAAUACAACUAUAUUUUAUUUUCUCUGUUUAACAACUAAAAUGUUGUUAUACUAUUAUUUCCGUAUUUUCCGAAUGGCCAACCCGAUUUUCCGAAUACUUUAAUUCUAAAAAAGUUGGGGGGGGGGUUAAUCCCGCCCCCAAUACCCCCUCGCUACGGCCUUGCCUACAGUACAUUACAAUUGUUCACUUACGAAGAAUGGAGAAAGUUGCAAUUUCGUAAAAUUAAGAAAAUGCUUUGCUAAUUGCCAAUUAUAUUUUCUUGUUCUAAAGGGUGAAGAGCUGACAGAGUACGAGAAAUAUCGCGACCAAAAUGUUAAACGAAAUCAAUUAUAUAUGGAUGAUAAAUGUUGGGCUGGUAAGUCAGAUACUACAUGUAUAAUGUACUGAACAACGCAAGCAAUUUACUGGUGUGUACCGUAGCUGACACCGAACUUUAGUGCUGUGCAAACUCCGGUUUUUCAACUCGGGCUCCGGCUGCAUUGGUUCACAACACAGUCACAGGCAAUAUAGUCUGGGAUUAUGGCGGAUAUUAUUCGGCUCAAUUUUGUCCCCAAAGUAAGAUGACGUGAUACAGCGUAUUAAAUUAUGACGCUUGCGAUUUACAACUGUUUCUGUGAUAAGAUAGAUCACAGACAUAAUGACUUAUUGUAAUUUCACCAUGUGUAGUAGCCGAAAAUCGCGAGAUGGUUUGACAUAGCAUAUAUGACUUCAGAUUACUGUUUAUGCACUUUUAACAAAUUCAAUGUUGGCAUUGUUUGUAACCAACGCUAAUUAUUCGAAAUUGUCACAUUUCUCUUCAUUCUGACUUUCUGGCCGGAGCUGGGAGAAGGCCCUACCACUCCAGCUCCGGUUAACAAACAAAAACACACGCCCGAACUCCAGCAGAACUCCAGCGCGGCACAACACUACCGUGCAAUCUGUUACAACAAGAAAGAGGACGCCAUAAACUAGUUUACGGUAAAAUUAAUUAACUAACUCAUCCUUAAUACACAUACAGUAUUACAAUGUACUGUAUUCUAUAGAUACUGUAUAUGUGGUAUUCACGUAUGGUUUUCUUUUCUUUAGAUUUCUAAGGAUUCUGCAUUAUUGGUGACGCUUUUCUAUACAAAGACGAAACAGCUGCAAGACUUAAAACCUGACCGUGUAAAAAAUUUGUGUAAAGUUAAAAAAAUUAAAAUUGGCAAAGGCGACACAAAAGAAUCUCUCUGUGUGGAACUAGGCAGAAAACUAUUUGAAGAUGAAGUAGCUAGAAUCAAUGACAACGACAGAGUGAAGUACAAUAACUUAAAACUUAAAAGUGACUCGUAAAAUAAACCAACUUAUUAGCACUUAUUGACGGAGAUCGAGGGUAAAAAAUGCUCCGUACGUUUUAUAGAAAUUUUACGCUUUUUAUGUCAAUAUUUCUGUUUCCAUAUUUUAUUGUACUAUAUUUACAUGCACGUUGUUGCUCGUUGCAGUAAUACUGAUAGAUUUUUUAAACAAAAAGUUUCUAUGCGUUCAUUCUGUAUAUAUUAUAUCAUUUUUCUGAUCAUAUAAAAUUUAAAUUAAAGGGUUAUUGAAUUUAAAUUUGCAGGGUUUUUCACAUUAUAACUGUGUUUUUACCGAAGUUCUCCAUAUUAGCCAUUCCGAAGUUGAUGAGUAGACUGUGGACGAAUGUUAAGAAUUGCCCAAAUUAAGAAAAGAAGGCCACCUCAAAAUUAGUAAGCAUACAAAGUUUGAAGAAGUUUACAUGAAUAUCCUCCGAAUAAUAUAUAGGCUUUCAAAAAUCGCGAUAUUUACUAUGAGACGUAUUGUAAUUUUUGUUUUUGGGACGCGCGUCCGAAAAACAAUCUUUUAAUCACUAAUUUCACAAUUUUCGAAAGCUUAUUAUUCGAAGGGUAUUCAUGCAAACGUCUUCAAACUUUGUAUACUUACUAAUUUUGAAGUGGUCUUUUUAGCUAUUUGGUUCAUUUCUUAAUUUGGGCUUAAUUUAACACUCGUCCCCAGUCCUCUCAUCAACUUCGGAAGGGCUAAUUGGUUUCCUACAGCAUAUUUACAUGGUUCGUUGCAGAUAAAUUUACGUGAUUUCUACAUGAUUCCUUGGAAUUUAAAACUGCAUGAUUUUUACACUAUAUUUACUAGGCUUAUUGAAUUUAAAUUUACAUGCUUUUGACACGGUUCUCGAGGAAUAUUUUACAGGGUUUUUACAUAGUAGAUUUGCUUUUUUGCAGGUUUUCUUUCAUUUACUUUUACAGCUUUUUUACAUUGUUUUUACAUAAUUUGGACAGAGGAAUUUCCACCAUUUUUACAAUAAGUUUCCAGGCAUUUUAAAAUUAAAUUUACAGGGUUAUUACAUAGUGAAUUUGCUUUUUUGCAGGUUUUCUUUCAUUUACUUUUACAGCUUUUUUACACUGUUUUUACAUAAUUUGGACAGAGGAAUUUCCACCAUUUUUACAAUAAGUUUGCAGGCUUUUUAAAAUUAAAUUUACAAGCUUUUGACACGGUUCUUGAGGAAUCUUUUACAGGGUUUUUACAUAGUAAAUUUGCUCAAAGUUUCACAUGGUUUUUCCAGGGUUAUUACAGCCUUUCCGAAAAAAGUGUAGAUAUUUACAUUGAAUUGACACGGAUUUUACAUACAAUUCAAAAAUUUACAUACCAUGUCAAUGUACAUUUUUGUUGGAAAUUUGGUUUUACUGUAAAUUUGCAGUAAAGUUACAUCAUUUUUGCAAAGUAUGUAAAUCAAAUUUUUUUUCCAGCAGCAUUUUCCUUGCGAUAGUAACUUCUAGUUUAAUUAAUAAGGAUGAUAUCGUUGAUUGGUUAUUCUUCUAAUCAACAUUUGCGAGGUAAGUUUGGUCUUAUCAUACUUGUUAUUAAACUAUUGACACUGCCAAGAUUUGCGACACACUUUAUAAAUAUAGUUCAAGUGUAAAAUAUCGAAAAUGACAAGAGCGUUGUAUGCGUUGAUUGAUUUAUACGCCCGUAUUCUAAUAGCCAGCGUGGCCGGCUCUUCUAUAGGGCAGAUAAUUGAAGAAGGGCCUGCCCGAAAGCCUUAGUCAAAUUGAUUACUCUCGGCAGCCAGUCGCCAAGAAUUGUGAUUGGCUGAACUGAUUUACGUUGACGACAGGUUGAUUGACAUGUUAUGCUAAUUUAUUCAAAAAUUUAAAAAUAAAUACAGUAAAAACAAACGGCAUCGCUAUAUUAAAGUGUAAACCUGUCGGCUAAAAUAUAAAAUUCAAAAGACAAAGUGUAAAAUGUAUAACAUAUACCGGUAUCUACACAGAAUAAGGCAAGCCAUACUGCUAUUAUUGCAUAUGUCGUAUGAUUUUACCGUAUGGUCACUAUAGAGUGUGUAUCAAAAUAAUUCGAAUCCAAAUUUGGCGUGUAAUAACGCAGAAUAUAUUUGACAAAUUCGGUUGGUUUUUACACCAUUGUUAAGUUCAUUUAUUUACCUUUCAAAUGACAUGCUGUACGCGUCAUUUAGUUGGAAAAUGAAGGAGUAUUGCUUUGACAAAAAAAGUCCAUAAAAAUCACAAUUUUCCGCCGAUGGGAAUUGGACAUUUUUUCUUUCAAAGUUAGUCCCACAAGGCUUUGAAAUGCUAAUCAUCACUGAAAAAAUAAAUGCAAAUUUAACGCGAAUUUCUUCUCGUUCAACAUGUUGAAGGCAUAGGAGCUUAAAUAUCUUUAAAUGAACACGAAUUUAUGUAAAUUUUGCUACAUAACAGUUUGUUGAUGAAUUCAGUUUGCAUUAUCUUUUGUUUGUACGUCUCACUUCGAAUUCCCAUCGGCGGAAAAAUUUGAUUUCGAGCAACCAGUUUUAACACACGAUUUCUUGGUCAUUUUUGAUCUUAUUGAUAUAAGAACGAUAUAAUCGGAAACCUAAUAGGCUAUUCUUUAUUGCCAUAUAAAAAUUAUAUGGUUUACUUUAGUAUUUUAUAAACAGCAGUCUGUCAAAUUUGGAUUCGAAUUAUUUUGAUACACACUGUAGUAUAGAGUAUAAAACCUUGGCUGUCCUUGCCUUGUUUAUAUUUUGCUGGCAAAUUACGAUUAUAUAAAAUAAUACAUUCCCCAUUGUGUUUAAUACACCAUAAUAAUACGAAGCUCUCUUUGGAGCUUUUAAGAUACAUUUGCCUGCCAACGUGUAUAACACGGGAAGGGGUCUAUUUACUUUUCCUAAGUCAUUUAUUAUAUUUAAUACUGCAAUAUUUAUAACUGUAGUACAGCCAUACAGGUGCAAAGCAUAAUAUAAUUUUGAACGGUCUUCGUCUACUAUUAAUUUCCAGACAAAAUCGAAGGGCCUUCGCUCGAAAUGCCGACGUUUUGCUUGUAUUUCCAGGCAGUUGAAUCGCUAUCCAUCUAUUGUAAAAAGUUUAUUGAAAGCAUGUAGCGCAGGCUAUAGUAAAUAUGGAACAAUUGACAUUUCAAGUCAUCAUUUAUACAAAACUAUUUCGAGUGGGCGGUGUUAAUAUGGAAUAUUAACUAAGUAGGCGGUAUCAAUUUACUAGGGCUUUCGGGCAGGCUCUACUUAUAAAAGAGCCGGCCACGCUGGCUAGUAUUCUAAAAGCUCACUCACACUCAAUGAGUGGAAGUUCAGUCUGAGCUUCUCUUGAGUGUCAUUGCUGUUUUUGAAUAGAUGGAGGAUGAGUAGUCACAGAGUAAAGUAUGACGCUAUCCCUCCAGCUAUUCAAAAACAGCAAUGACACUCAAGAGAAGCUUAGAUUGAACCUCCACUCAUUGAGUGUGAGUGUAAGUGAGCUUUUAGAAUACGGGCGAUAGUCUAGCUGAAUUGCAUUAAUUACGUAUAUACUCGCUUAGAACUUCGGCUGAAGUAACUCUUCCGGCACACAAUUAUACAUGCGUUUUUAUAGAUGAUAUUUGGAAGAUAUUUUAGUCUUACAUUUUAUCUCGCCGUGGCAAAUCAUAUGUAACAUUUUGUCAUGGACGGUGCCAUCUGUGCAAUUUUGAAUAUUCAAAUUGUAGCAAUGCUGUUUACAAGGCAGUUAUUGCAUGGAAGGAAAGUUUUGCCAUUGUAAAAUGUUUAGUUUGAUUCUCUUCGCAAGAAAUUUUUCUAUGAUCUAUGGAACGCUAUAAAUCGGAAAUUCGCGAUAAUUUCCGAGUAUUGUCGAAGUGAUUUUUUCUGAACCAGGAACCCUUUCCAGAACGCGUUCGGAAGGUCUCGCGGAACGCGUUCAGAACGCCUCCAUGCAGAACGUGUUCUGGAACGUGUUCAGAACGCGUUUUUCAUUAGGUUACUUCUGAGCAGUACUGUACACUAAACUCAAACAAAUCACUUGAACUGACCAAUUCCAUACAACCUUCAGCGACCGAUAUUUUCAUAUUAAUUCACCACAGCCUGUUAAAUUUGCAUUCAAAAGAUUCGCAAUGCAUAGUUCCUGCCACUAAAGUCUGAUCGAACGGGAUUCGAUGUAGUAAAAGCACCAAAACAGUAAAAAAACUUGAUUUCGUAAUACUAGCUAUAGGUUUUUUGCCCGGUUGAGCCGCCAUCUUGGAUCUAUCGCACAGGUGACGCCACCCCGCAUGUAUGAGUUGGCAAUCUAGUUCUUCUGUAUAUAUAUGCAGAAGACGCACAAGAGUCCAUACGGAAACCAUUUAAGGUGGCUCCCUACAGUUAUUCUUGUUUAAGCAAUAAUUCCGUAAAACAGGCUUAUUCGUGCAGAACGCGAAUUCGUUUCGACUUGGUGGCAAUAUUGGUCACCUAUGGAAUAUUUCGAACUAGAUUUCGACGAUGUCAAUGUUCCCAUGGCAACAUGACGACAGCAUAAAGCCUUCCAAUUUAACCCAUAAAUGUGCUGUUAUCUCAAAAACGAUGUCGGUGACCUAUCUUUUUUAUUUCACAUACCAAUAAGGAUGUUUGGCGUUUUUUUCGACUAGUAACUAUGGUUCACCUAAUUGCUAUUGGUCUGAUAAUUUUGCCUGGAAUAGGAGAUGUCAAUGUUACAAGUCUCUAGUGCUAUACAUACUGUGUAAAACGUUUUUAAGUCUCAAUACAUGUAUGUUUGGCUUUCGAAACUAACUUAGUUACGUACAACAAAGUUUGCUAACUACAAACAAUCCUUUUUGUAUAAGUUAGAAUCUCGUAUCUAACUACUUAAUAAUAAGUGUAAUUAAUUAAUAGCAUAUUUUUAAAUCUAUAUAGAAACGUUACCCAAGCCAUAUGUUCCAAGCGCUGUUCCCUUGUUUACUGGUAGAGAAGAUGAAAUUGAACAAAUUACAAACCUUAUAACUGGUCAAUCAACACGACUGUUAAACAUCUGGGGAUCUCCUGGAUUUGGUAAAACAUCCACAGCUAUUGAAGUAGCACGUCAUCUUUUGUCUCUCACCUGCCCUGUGUAUUUUUAUAAAUUGCAGGGUAUUAGAACAGCAGAUGAAUUUUUAUCUAAAAUUUUAAGUAUUUUUAAGACUAAUUUAGCUGAUCUUAGUUUAACACCUAUUGACAAGCUAGUAAGUAUUCUUAGAGAAAUUUCGUCUCAAAUUUUUCUUAUACUUGAUAACCUUGAUGUCAUGAUCUUCUGUCAAGUGAAAGCAGUUCCGUUAACUUGCGGGUUUAUUUGGACAAUUGUUAGACAGUAA